CUCUUUAAUUCGUCUGGCGAGGGUGCCCAGCGAGCGCUUGUGGUAAGUGUCGCGCGCCAUGGCUGCGGAUGCGGUUGCGGCGAACGGAGGAAGCCCGAGACAAUUGGUGGUUACUCUCAGUAUGGAAGGUUGGGAAGCAUCGCCCGGUAAAGAUGCAGUGGAGUGAGAGAACGACCAAAGGGAGGGCGUUGAGGCAGAGGUGAGGGGUUGAAAAGAAAAAGAACGGAGGGGGAUGAUGUGAAGGAAAAGAGUCGAGCCGGAAGCAGGUGAAGAUGGAAGGUGAGAGAGAGUGUGUAAAGUGAAAGUGGAAGUGCAAGUGAAAGUGAGGUAAUGACGGCAACUCUCCCCGUCCCUCAAUUCCUUUCCAUCCCUCCACUCUUCACUCUUCACUCCACUUCGAGCCUCCUUCUUUCAUCACCCAUCGCUUGGACAGCCUUGAAAAUGAGAAGACUAAGAGAGAGAGAUGAAAACACUUAUUCAAGCAACCCGUCUCGUGCUUUGCCAUCUAUGGAUUGCAAUGAACCGUGCAGGCCGAGCAACCAAAGCCGGCGGUCCGUGACCCGAUCGCAUUUCCCUGUUUGUCGCACCGACACGAGGCUUGCUUGGUACUUUUGUUUCUUGAUUGACUCCUCCAGGGAUUGCUCGUUUGAUAGCAUCAAGCCUGUGGGUAAACAGAAAGUCAAGCCAAUGCAUGGCCCCGGCUGCAUUGUGAGACCUCACAUUCUAUUUCCGAAUCUAGGCCCAUCCUGCAUGAGGUCGGAUAACCGGAGUAUCUAUGAUGUUCAGAAGUACAGUACUCCGUACAGGCUACACUCUUCUGUCAUUCACAUCUGCACACGUUGGAUGCAGCAUUGCAAACCGGAACAUCACAUCCUGAAUCUACCCUAUUGGCUACUGCUUUCAUGAUGGUUUCGGUGGCAGCGCUACGAAGACCUAGAACACGCACCCUGUGAAGACAUGUCUCGGCCCCAGAAGUUCUUUCGGCCACUGAGAGUAGUCCCCUGUGUUCCCGGUUUGACUGGUUCCGAUUGGAUCAAGUG
Molecule: messenger RNA, 1040 nt
Organism: Aspergillus japonicus CBS 114.51
Lineage: Eukaryota; Fungi; Ascomycota; Eurotiomycetes; Eurotiales; Aspergillaceae
Exons: 1
Coding region: 331-906 (191 amino acids)
Source: RefSeq, a predicted model, not a curated record